UGAAUUAUAUCAAUUAGGAUAUAGGGCUCAGCCCACAAACCUGUAUGACUCCCGUCAUUGUCUACAUUUAUAAAAUAAAAAUAUAAUUAUUAUAAUGAAUUAUACGAUUUUUAUAUACAUAUAUUGUUUUAUUCUAAUAUCAAAUAUUCCAAACUUCCAAAGUUCCAAAAUUACAAAACAUGAAAAAUUAAGGUUUUUCUUUCAAAAGAUUCAUAAAAGAGAAAUAAAGAGAAUGAAUUUCAUUUUUAAAGUAUUCGGAUUGGUUGGAUUUGAUUGGAGAAGAAUGAUAAGAAUGAUACAAAGAAUUUAUGUAUAUUAUCUUUUUAUCUUAUACUUUAUUGGUUAUUUAAACUCGGAUUAUGAUCCGAAUUCAUUUUAGAUAAGGAUAUUCCGGAUCAUCAAAUUACACAGAUCACCUUUUUUUAGCGAGUAUUUUUUUAAUGACG
This is a messenger RNA of Rhizophagus irregularis DAOM 181602=DAOM 197198, 446 nucleotides long. The record is from RefSeq and is a predicted model, not a curated record. NCBI's taxonomy places the organism in Eukaryota, Fungi, Glomeromycota, Glomeromycetes, Glomerales, Glomeraceae.